Fimicolochytrium jonesii is the source of this 723-nucleotide messenger RNA. RefSeq lists its product as uncharacterized. Bases 1 to 723 code for a protein of 240 amino acids. The record is from RefSeq and is a predicted model, not a curated record. Lineage: Eukaryota; Fungi; Chytridiomycota; Chytridiomycetes; Spizellomycetales; Powellomycetaceae. The transcript has 3 exons.
AUGCUCUGCGGCGUACCCGCCCGCAUCACCCUGUACCAUCACAUCCUGGGCAACACGUUGGCGGGGAAUGAGUUCGACACCAGCAAAUUGCAGCCGAUCGAAGGGCUGGUGGGCAUGCCCUUGAAACGGAUGAAGGAAGCGUUGGCUCGACUGAAAAGCCAUGGAGUGGCAGGUGUUGGAGCAGAGAUCGGCGUGUCUCUAGACACGACGACCGUUUUUGUCCAUGACGCACUAGACGUGCUCAGGAAAUGCUUGAUGCACUCGGAGGCAGGCCAUAGAUCGCCAGAUAUGGUCCCGCUGGAUGGACCUCCUCGAAGACCCAGGAAUGCUGAUUCAGUACGGAAGCACGUGGCGAGGAGAUCUUUUCGGGCGAGAGCCUUGGGGGAGCGACAGCAGGCCAGCUCGAUCAGUAGAAUCCGCAAAUCGGCGCGGAGUGCUCAGGACACCGCCGUGAGUCUGCUGGCCAGGACGCAUCAGCUUGAGGUUCCGUGGAUCCUUUUCUUCAAAGAAAAGGCCUUGGUCUUUCUUGUGAAGCCGACGGCACAUUCUGGCAAUGUCUGCAAGGCGGUGUUCGUGGGCUGCGUCCAAAACCUCUACCUCUCCACGGAGGCGGGUAUCAUCUCCGACCUCGUGAAAGGUGCCGCCAUCAUGCGCCCUGUCCGUGACCGCCUAGCUGUGAUUCGCCAGGCCCUGGCAGCCAACCCCUCUCUUGAGCUAUCCUGA